AUGGACAAUGCAAAUGGGACAUGUGGAAGCUCGUACAAGUUGUUGCCGUCCUAUCUGCAACAUGUGGUGAUCGCUAAUCCGGGCACGAUAAUCUCACUUGAGACGGAAAUUGAGGAAGGUGUGGGCCAGCGGUUCAAAUACCUAUUCUAUGCGGUUGGAGCUUGUGUGCUAGGGUUUAAGUACAUGCGGAAGGUGGUAGUAGUUGAUGGGACUCAUCUGAAGGGGAAUUAUGGAGGAUAUUUAUUGACAGCCAGUGGACAGGAUGGAAACUAUCAAAUUUACCCGUUGGCGUUCGCCAUAGUAGAUGGGGAAAAUGACAAAGCGUGGACCUGGUUUUUCGAAAACCUAGUGAAGAUAGUUCCAGAUGGGGGAGAUGUAGUUUUCGUGUCGGAUCGUCACAACUCGAUCUACGCUGCACUUUCGAAGACGUACCCGAAGUCCCGACAUGGGAUCUGUGUUGUGCACCUACAAAGGAAUGUCCAAUCAAUCUUUAAAAAGAAGCACCUUGGUUAUCUGAUAUCGAAGGCAGCGCGAGCUUUCAACGUAUCCGAGUUCAACGCACACUUCAACGAGAUUGUAGAGAUAGACCGAUCGUGUGCUGAAUACUUGGCGGGCGUUGGUUUCGAGCAAUGGAGCCGAGCACACUUCACUGGGGUGAGGUACAAUGUAAUGACCAGCAACAUAGCUGAGUCUUUGAACGCAACUUUAGCAGAGGCUCGGGGAUACCUUAUAAUUCCUCUUCUCGAACACAUACGGUUGACGCUGGUGAGGUGGUUUAAAAAUAGGCGUGCGUUGGCAAACAGGUAUGGCGUCAUACGCAUCAACGAAAGUGAGUUCGAGGUCACCGAUAAGAGGGGAAUCUCUUACCGUGUGGAUCUUUGUAAGAAAACUUGCACCUGCUGCGAGUAUCAGAUGCUAUCUAUUCCGUGUUCUCAUGCCGUGGCGGCGGCUGUACGAUCUAACACAAACGUGGAGAAGUUAGUUGGGGAAGAAUUAACAACGGCGUUCUGGAGAAUGGCUUACGCGGAGAGCAUCUUUCCUGUAGCAUAUUAUCAGUCACCAACCGAAAAUGGAGAUGUGAUAGGCCAGUUCUCACUUAUGCCUCCGGCUACAAGACGUCCACCUAGGCGCCCCCGCAAACAGCGCAUUUACUCUCGAGGGGAAAUCAACGAAGCGACUUACGAUAUGUGGUCGUUGUGGUGGCCUGGGGCACAACCGAGCGACCUGUAA
Messenger RNA from Eutrema salsugineum, 1230 nucleotides. RefSeq lists its product as uncharacterized. The record is from RefSeq and is a predicted model, not a curated record. NCBI's taxonomy places the organism in Eukaryota, Viridiplantae, Streptophyta, Magnoliopsida, Brassicales, Brassicaceae. Bases 1 to 1230 code for a protein of 409 amino acids. Gene Ontology annotation, molecular function: zinc ion binding. The transcript has 4 exons.